GCACAUUGUGGGUUUAAAACUCUCUCAAAAAAUGUGACAGAGCAUCCUUCACCACCCUCCUGUUUAAUAUCACUUCAGUCUGUUUUGUUAAAAUGUUUCAAAAGUGUCCAUCAUGCAGUGUGUUCACACCUCCAGCAUCAGAUCUGUUCCUCUCAUUAACUCCUGUUUUAUCCACUUUGCAACUUAAAUUGAUGCUUCCAUUUUUUACAGUGUACACAGCCGAACACGCGGAAACCCUUAUUUGGAGUAGCUUUUGAAAAAACAAUGACGAAACGUGUCAUUUUGCCCAAUCGGGUGCCAGAGGUGUGACCAAUAGCCAAAUGAGCUGUCCAAAUUUGGUGCUGUCUCCGCCCCCUCCAGGUCCACGCCGGUCCCCGGGGAGCUCCAGAGCCUCGGACCCCGGGAGAAGGAGCUCUCCGCCGGGACAGAGGAGCCAUAAAGAGCCGGGGAGGGAGGGGGAUGAGAUUUCUCGCUGCCCAAUCCCCCUGUUCCCCCGGGAGCAGCAGCCUUCCUCGGUCCGUCCCUCCCUCUUGUUUGCUAAUCAUUUCAUUUUACUCCUUUUGAAGCGCUCGCGUGUUUUUUUAUCCCACUUUUCAUUUCUCCACAAUCCGCGGCUGCUCGCCUCCCUCUGAUCCCCGGCUCUCCGCUCCGUUCUCCCGGCGUCAGGCUCUCCGGAUCCCGGCUGAUUGUCCCCUCUCUCUCCCGGCUCCUCAGAGAUUCUCUCCCCGCUCCGCGCUGCUCUCUCCGCCCUCUUUUAACUUCACACAGACGCAGACUGAAGCCCGGGCAGCUGAGCCGGUGCUGGGAUCUAAAACAACCCCGGAGAAACCCAGAGGGAUCCCGGGCUCUUCUCUGGAUCAGGACCCGGUACUUUGGGGAAGCUCGCUCUGUGUCCCUCCUCCCCUCCUCCUCUCUCCUCCUCUUCAUCGCUCCUCUUUUCUCCACCUUAAUCCAGGUGGUCCUUUGGCUUUUUGAGUGGCUGCUACAGGGAGGAUUACUCUUCUUCUUUCUUGUUUCUGGUGAAGACGAAGCUCCCAGAAGGACACUUUGAUGUUCUCCAUCCAGGACAGCCUCCCCAGGGGGGCCCUGACCAUGAAGGAGGAGCCGCUCCCCACCGGCAUGACCCCGGUCCGCUCCUGGAUGCAGGGCGCAGGGAUUUUGGACGCGAACACAGCGGCCCAGAGCGGUGUGGGUUUAGCUCGGGCACACUUUGAGAAGCAGCCGCCGUCCAACCUGAGGAAGUCGAACUUCUUCCACUUUGUGCUGGCGCUGUAUGACCGGCAGGGUCAGCCGGUCGAGAUUGAGAGGACUUCAUACAUCGACUUUGUGGAGAAAGACAAGGAGUACAACGGAGAGAAGACCAACAACGGGAUCCACUACAGGCUACAGCUCCUCUACAGCAACGGCAUCAGGACAGAACAGGAUCUUUUUGUUCGACUCAUCGACUCCAUGACCAAACAGCCCAUCCUGUAUGAAGGUCAGGACAAGAACCCGGAGAUGUGUCGUGUCCUCCUCACCCACGAGAUCAUGUGCAGUCGGUGUUGUGACAAGAAGAGCUGUGGAAACCGCAACGAGACGCCCUCUGACCCCGUAAUCAUCGACAGAUUCUUCCUCAAGUUCUUCCUCAAGUGCAAUCAGAACUGUUUGAAAAAUGCAGGAAACCCUCGAGACAUGAGGAGGUUUCAGGUUGUGGUUUCCACUACAGUCAACGUGGACGGUCACGUUCUGGCCGUGUCAGACAACAUGUUCGUCCACAACAACUCCAAACAUGGCCGCCGCGCCCGACGCCUGGACCCCUCUGAAGCAGCCACGCCCUGCAUCAAAGCCAUCAGCCCGAGCGAGGGCUGGACGACCGGCGGAGCCACCGUCAUCCUCAUCGGGGACAACUUCUUCGAUGGCCUGCAGGUCGUCUUCGGCACCAUGCUGGUCUGGAGCGAGCUGAUCACGCCUCACGCCAUCCGAGUCCAGACCCCCCCUCGUCACAUCCCCGGUGUGGUGGAGGUCACGCUGUCCUACAAAUCCAAACAGUUCUGCAAAGGAGCGCCGGGACGCUUCGUCUACACAGCCUUGAACGAGCCAACCAUCGACUACGGCUUCCAGAGGCUACAGAAGGUCAUUCCACGCCACCCAGGGGACCCUGAGAGGUUACCUAAGGAGGUUCUGUUGAAGCGAGCAGCCGACCUGGUUGAAGCUCUCUACGGGAUGCCACACAACAACCAGGAGAUCAUCCUGAAGCGGGCAGCCGACCUCACCGAGGCGCUCUACAGCGUCCCUCGCAGCCACAACCAGCUGCCCUCUCUCACCGGCUCAGCCGCUCACUCGGGGAUGAUGGGAGUGAACUCGUUUAGCAGUCAGCUCGCCGUCAACAUCUCUGAGGCCUCGCAGGCCGACCAGGGUUACUCCCGUAACUCGAACAGCGUGUCUCCUCGUGGCUACGUGCCGAGCUCCACGCCUCAGCAGUCCAACUACAACACCAUCACGUCCACCAUGAACGGAUACGGAGCCGGGAUGACCAACCUGGGCGUCCCCGGGUCCCCCAGCUUCCUCAACGGAUCCGCCAACUCGGCUUACGCAAUCAAACAGAAGAGCGCCUUCGCCCCCGUCGUGCGGCCACAGACCUCCCCGCCCCCCACCUGCACCACCAAUGGCAGCAGCCUCCAGGCGAUGGCCGGUCUCAUCGUGCCCCCCAUGUGAGGAGGACUCUUUCUGUCAGACCCCUCCACCUUUGAUGGCCCCGCCCACUUGAAACGCCACAAACAAACAACAAAAGCAACGAACAAUCCUUCCCAUCAUUCCCAGGGCCCAAACUUACCCAGAAUCCCUCUGUGCAGCAGGAUAAAACGUCCGUCGUCAUCUUUGCGUUCGCUGUGGGACUGAAUCUCUGAAAGCUGCCGCAGACGCUCAACAACAAACAGGAAGUGUGUUCUGGGACGUCUGCAGCUGCUCCACGAGGAGGCGAUGCUCCAUCAGAGGGGGGGGGAGGGGGGGUGGGCGGCGUCUGCAGUAAUAAUGUGUGAAUAUGAAACAGUUUGACUUCAGAAGUCUGUGAGACUGAACACGUCUUAGAUCAGUUUGAACCACUGUGAGACAGAGAGGAGGCGUGGCCAACGAGAGUUUCUGAUCGCUGCAAUGACAUCACAGAGGAAAGCCAAGAUCUCAUUGGAUUGAAGCCGCCGACAGGUUAGAAUUAAAGAGUCUCUUUUUACAUUUAGUAAAAAACCACAGAUCAGCCAACCAGUAAAGUCUCAAUUGACUUGACUUAGUUAACAAGACUCUUCAUGUGUUGUGUACUUUGCAGAGCAGACUUUGAAUCUGAGUUCUGCAUGGGAUUAAACCUGAGAACAGGACCUGGACUGUAGUCAUGUUUACAGAGCCAACCAUCAUAAAUCAGACUGCUAAAGCCAAAUCUUAGACCAGAACCAGAAGAAAAACCUUCACAUUUUCUAAUAUUUUUAAUCCAAAGAAACAAAAAUGCAAUAAUCUCUAAUGGCUUAACAUCUGAAGAUAACAGAACAUACAGGUGCAGCAACAUAACAACCUGAACUCUUCUGAAAUCUGGUGCAUUUUGGAUCUAUUGACAUCUGAACUGAUCCGUGAAACACACAGAAAAUAAAUUCAUGAAUUAAUACAACUGAUCACCAAAGAUACAAAAAUUCAAAAGUCUCCUUAUUGAUGUUAAUUUCAAACAGAACUUGUAAACCUCUGAUAGUUUCUCGCUGGAUCAGAAGCUCUCGCUGGUCACUGACCCGAGUGAGUUGGACCGAGUCCUGAAAGGAGGAAAACGAAAAACUCUUUAAACCUUUUUUUCAAAUCUGGACGAACCGUCAGACGGUUUCUGGAUUUGGUUUUUAAUAAGAAAUUCCCCUUUUUUCCCCACCCACAAACCCCCAGAGAACCAGACUUCCUGACGAAAACAACGUCUUCUAGCAUUUCUUUUCUGUACCAUAGCUUUUAACAAUGUUUGUGUCUCAUAUUCUAAAAGGAGGAAAAUGAAUAAUUUUCUAGGAACAAACGACGUGCCCAGGAGAAAAGAACAAAUGUUACAGUAACAUUUGUCUGAAUUAAGUCCAGGCAGCCCAAGGUUUUAUUUCUUUUAAUUUCUGUUUUCUUUUCAACUCCAGUUCAAUAGUUCUGUUUUCAGGUGUGUCGAGUGGUAGAUUUUAACCCGAAGAAGCUUGCCGCAGUUUUAAUCACAUUUAGGUACCGACCUUCUCGUUCUUCUUCUGAUUGUGCUUAUUUUAUAUGUAUUUAUAAAGUAUGUUUCGGGGAGUUUCUUUUCGUGAUUUAGGCCUGGAUGAUAGUCUCAAAUAUAUAUGUAAACACAUUUGAUGUCUUAAUACCUUUUAGAUAUUGUAAAAAGAGUGAACAAGUGAGAGGAUUAAACCUUUUUGUAAAAACAAAAAAGACGUCACGACAUGGUCACCCUGUUUUUGAAAGCAGGACGUAAAAAAACGCUUUCAUCACUUUUGUAUAAAAUGCUUUUUUCCGAUACGAUAUUUAACUUUUUGUAAACAGCAUCAUUUGUGUUUCCCCUGGUUCUUCUCGUCCUUUGUGUAUUAUUGUGAAAUGUAUAAUCAUGCUUAUUUCUUAAUGCACUAUUUUUUCUGUUGGGGCACUUAUUACGAGCAAUGCAUCUUAGCAGAAAAGACAAAAAAGCUCAAACAAAAAACAAGAAAAAAAAAGAGAUGAAAAUUAGAACGAUAUGCACCGAUAUGUUUUUUUUUUUCUGUCGUUCUGAAACGGCAGAAAUCCUUGUCAUGUGAAUUUUUUUAUAUUUCAGAAGCUUAUAACGUCAUAAUAUUCCUCCACUCUUACUUUUGCACCAAUUUUGGUGUUUAAAGACGAUAUUUUAUCCAUCUUAAUAUUAGACGCGAUCCGUGUCUUUGUGUUUGUUGGUGAGAAUGAUUGUGCGAUUUUAAAACAGGAAGCAGAUUUUUCAAAACCACCCUGAACACCAGUUUUUGGGUCAUUGAUCUCAAGGAAACUUCCAUUAAUGUGUUGUUGUUGAUGGUGCUGUACCCGCCGUUGCACACAAUCUGGAUCGUUUACUUAUGCAACCGUGUUCCUGCUCUGAAAUGCAAGCUCGCCGUCCACGUUGCCGUGGAAACGUUUGGAAAAUUAAAGAACAAAAAGUUGCGUUUGAUGCCUUAUGAUCGACCACACUUUAUGAUUUCUCUUUUAUCUGACAAAGUUUAAGUUCUGCAGAAACAACAGUAGAUUGUUUGAAGUUUGUUUGAACUAUUUGACGAGUUCUUCUCCGGUCAAUCUGUGAGAAGUUUUUAUGUUUUGCACCAAACUGUUUCCCCUCAGGUUCCCAACAAAAAGCAGAAAGUUUGCAUUAUUAGCACGGAUUUUAAGAUGAAGAAGCUCCAUUGGGCAGAUUUGUUUUUGAUCAUUGCAUAAAAUCGUAACUCGUAUUUACGAGAUAAUUAUCAAGUCCGAUUAUUAUUUUAUUUAUGAAUGCAACACUUAAGAGAAAAUGUAAAAAAUCUAACUGUCACAAUCACAAAAAAUGUCAACAAAAUGUAAAAAAAAGUCUUAAUUUCUUUCUGUUCUGUAUCAUUUAAAAACAGGUUUUAAAAUCACAAACACGUUUAGUUAUUGUGAUAAUUAUGAAAAAAAACUACUUUUUGUUUAAUGAGUACAAAGAGUAGAACCAGCUUUUUACAAACUGUAAAGUUUGUUCUGAAAGAUACCAAAACAAUCCAACAUCCUGUCACUCCUGAAAGGAAAAAAAUCCUCCAAAUCUCUUAAUUUGAUAUGAAAUAAAAACCAGAAGCGUGGGCAGGAACCUGAAGUUUAAACGGAUUAAACACUUUAUGCAAAUCGAGCAGCACUGACAGAAACCUGCGGUCACUGCUCAGCUUCACGCGGACGCCGUCAUGUCGGCGUGAGCGUCUGUCCAGUGUCGGCAGGACAAGCCAUUCAUUCAUCGACAACAAUGAAACGCAGCCUGCAGAGCGAUCAGCCACACAACAUCAUCUGUGUUCCGUCUCUUCUAACAGCUCGCUAACAUUUUUAUUUUUUUUCGGUCACAGUUGUAGAAAGUUUGCUUCUCACCGUCCUGAUUUUCAGCCGAGGUUUUAAAAACUGCAAAGUAUACUUUCUUCGAUGUUUUACUUCAAUGUGAAAGAGGGCAGAGGUACUGCAUCUUUGUGAAAUAUGAAAUAUAUCAUCAAAGUAUAUCAAAGCACAAUGUUUAAUUAAUGUCUUUAGAAUACAACCCGGGGGAGGAAACAACCCCCGGCUUUUCUUUCUCUGUCUCUGGCCAUGCUGUAAAUAGAUGCAUGUUUUUUGUUUAUUUUUGUUCCGUUUUUUCCUGUGAUCCAGUGCUUUUUGUACAGAAACAGUCUAAUAAAGAUUACAUUUGGCUUGAAA
Labrus mixtus (cuckoo wrasse) is the source of this 6378-nucleotide messenger RNA. RefSeq names its product transcription factor COE3-like. The coding region runs from base 1051 to 2694 and encodes 547 amino acids. Gene Ontology annotation, biological process: regulation of transcription by RNA polymerase II. NCBI's taxonomy places the organism in Eukaryota, Metazoa, Chordata, Actinopteri, Labriformes, Labridae. The record is from RefSeq and is a predicted model, not a curated record. The transcript is spliced from 16 exons. Gene Ontology annotation, molecular function: DNA-binding transcription factor activity, RNA polymerase II-specific; RNA polymerase II cis-regulatory region sequence-specific DNA binding.